AUGACACCCAAAGUUGAGUCAAGGCAUGUUGCCGAAACUCUACUCGCUCCACUGGGUCUCGAAGUCACUUCAUGCCGUGAAAUCCAGACAUUGUGGGCUGGCUACGGCCACAUCUGCGCCAUCACGGUCAAGGCCGCAAACGAGGCGAUUGCCGCUUCCGUGCGCCGCCUUUAUAACGAUUCAACCAAUGGCAACACUUUCCGUCUGAUCCUGAAACUCAUAUCUCCUCCUCCCGGUAAAAAGGAUGAGGGUCAUCUCCGAAAAGUCCUGAGCUAUGACGUUGAACAGUUCUUUUAUGAGGAAAUCACGCCUCGUCUCGAGGAUGACAUUGCAGUAGCACAUUGCUUGACCUCAAGCAGACGUCCCAAUGCCGAGGGAAGCAAGCUACAAGGACUCACUGCAACUGUGCUCACCGACUUGCGCAUCAAGUUUCCUGUUGCAGGCGAAAAGAGAUCCGUUCUCAGUCCCCGCCAAGUCCAAUCUGCGCUGCAGUGGCUCGCAAAGUUCCACAGCAGCUCCUGGAAAUCCUUGCCCACUAACCUGGACGAUUUUCUCCUCCCACCACUUGAAGAGUCGAAGCGAAGAGAAUCGCAAAAGGGCGGCGACAAGUUAUGGUUGAAUGGAGGCUACACCUAUCUGGCAACCCGGCGAAGCGAGUAUGCCUCUCUGGCCGAAGAUACAUAUUCGGAAUGGACCGAAGCUUUCUGCGCACCCUUCGAAGGCUCUGUUUUAUCUACUGCCGAGGCGGUGGCCGAAUUCCUCACGCCGCGUGGUCGACCUUUUGAGACGUUCAUCCAUGGCGACGUCAAGUCUGAAAAUCUCUUCACCACCCAAUCGGGCAACGAGGUGUGCUUCUUCGACUUUCAGUAUGCAGGACUUGGUCUAGGCGUCUGUGAUCUAGCCAAGCUCUUCACAUGCUCUGUUCCUCUCAACAUGCUCACUGAACACGACGCGAUUCCAGACGAACUACCGAUGGAUCAAGGGGAGGAGGCCCUGCUACAGCUUUACCGCAAAACCUUGCUCAGUCGGCGAUCUCCGGAAAAGGAACCCUUCAACUACGAUUGGGAGGUCUUUGUCAAACACUGGGAGGCAGCUCUUGUUGAUUGGUGUCGCUUCCAGGCGUCAUGGGGAUUCUGGGGUAACACGGAAUGGCUCGAGGCAAGAGUGAGAAGUAUUCUCAAGGAUGCAUCCUGGAGGAAGUGGUUGCGACACGAGGUUUCUGAUCGAAACGGAGUUUGA
Messenger RNA from Fusarium falciforme, 1239 nucleotides. RefSeq lists its product as hypothetical. Bases 1 to 1239 code for a protein of 412 amino acids. The record is from RefSeq and is a predicted model, not a curated record. The transcript has a single exon. NCBI's taxonomy places the organism in Eukaryota, Fungi, Ascomycota, Sordariomycetes, Hypocreales, Nectriaceae.